This is a messenger RNA of Closterium sp. NIES-65, 490 nucleotides long. Lineage: Eukaryota; Viridiplantae; Streptophyta; Zygnematophyceae; Desmidiales; Closteriaceae. The record is from the annotation of a GenBank genome assembly.
AUGACCCGCCAGGAUGCUCCGUUUUUCGCGGGGAGCGUACUCAUCUUGGCAUUAAUCGCGUCUUUCGUGGCGCUGAUUGCGCCGGUUUCCGCGGCAAAGCAGAGUGACUUCCCCGCCUGCUGGUACUCGGGCCUGCUGCCCGUGAAACCGAAUGUGACUGUAACGAGGUGCCUGGACGCCGCGGAAUGGACGUGCUGCUCUGACUGCGAGGACCGGAAAUACGCGGUAGUGGAGGCGUCCACGGAUGGCCGCGUUAUACUUAAUCAAGUCUCGCCGGGGCUCGGCGACAAGUUCACAAACGUCAACAUGAUGGUGUGCGCGCAGUUCAGCGAGUUCCAGCAGUGCCAGCUCCUCCUGGAGCAGGUCGUGUGCGCCACGGGGUGCAACCCGGAUUCGGGCAGCUACUUCAAGCUGGUCAACGGCACGCGCGUCAUGCAGGUCUGCAACGCCUUCUCGCAGACCGUCUACCAGACCUGCAAGGGGCUCACAC